Messenger RNA from Argentina anserina (silverweed cinquefoil), 2490 nucleotides. RefSeq lists its product as uncharacterized. The record is from RefSeq and is a predicted model, not a curated record. Lineage: Eukaryota; Viridiplantae; Streptophyta; Magnoliopsida; Rosales; Rosaceae. Bases 69 to 2315 code for a protein of 748 amino acids. Gene Ontology annotation, molecular function: RNA binding. The transcript is spliced from 6 exons.
UUGUCUCUCCCUAAAACCUCUACAAAACCCUCACUCUUUCCACGUUAAGCAAAGCCCUGAGACCCGAAAUGACCCUCAAUCGUCUCCUCCGUCUUCCAAAGCCGCCACCGCCGCCACCGUUUCACUCCCUCUAUAACGGAAUACCCAAAUCAACAAGAUGGAGCUCUUCUUCCGCAAUCACCGGUGCCCAGAAGCCACCCAACUCGGAGGAUCAAGGAGCUCCGGCCACCGUGGAGGAGUCGGAUAACAAAUGUGUGGGGAGGCAUUCAGGGUCCUUUCUUGAUUCAAUCAACUCGUGGCGUACUCUGAAAGGCUUUCUUACUAAUAUAAGUGCAAAGAUUGGAGCUCCCGAAUCUCAGAAGCAGGCCACUGUCAAGAUGAUUGCUUCUGCAGAUAAUGAGACAGCUUCUGAGGUUAUUAAGACAAAGGAUAGUCCACAAGAUGCUGAAAUUGGCCAGCUGAAUGAUAGUGUUCCAAUGCCAAAAGUCAUAACAGACUCUCAGAGCUGCAAGCAGAAUUUUCCAACAGGUUUAAGAUCCGACGUAGUUGGAGAGAACUCUUUAUCUGGUCAGGUUGCGCCUAAUGGUAAAAGGGUACAUGGACAUCGUAAAGAUGUUGAACAUGAUAGUAAAGUUUCUCUCCAAUUCCUGGAAUCCCUAAUCAAUUCUCACAGCAAUGAGAAAUGGGUUACAGAAGCUGGUGCUUCUAAUAUAAUACGUAAAAAAUCUUACAAGAAUAUAGGUCAAUCAGGAGACAAGACUGAGUCACACAAGCAACUUGAGCUUCUGUCUGCCUUUACACAUAAGCUAUCAGGUGAAGCUUCUAGGAUACCGCAAGAGGAUAUUGGAAAUGCAUAUACUGUAAUUGCAAAUGGAAACCCUCAACCUGGCAAAAGAACGAUAUUCUAUCAAUCACCUAUUCCAGGUUCUGAUGAGGGUAAGAUGCCUUCAUCGUCUAGUGGUCCCCAGCAAGUGCAGGGGUCAACUGACAUGAGUGACAUGUUUAGGAAGACAAAGAAUGGUAAAAAAGCUAAUGUUAUUACCAGUAAAAAGAGCGGUACUGUGGCGAAUGGAGUUUUGGAUCGUUCAAAUAAAAGAAAUAAUGAAACAGGUCAAGCAAAUACAGGACAUGAAUAUGGCAUCAAUAACUUGAUGGGGUGCAUUGUGGACAUCGGUAUGCUUCAAAAUCAUACAACUCCCAACAAUACCAGCUUUGUGAAAGAGGUACGUUCUGUUAAAAAGGUUCGAAGCCACACCAAUGUGCAAGAGAAUGAUGCUAAACGAAAAGAAAGGUCGCUGAGAGUUCAUGCUAUAGGAAAGGAAAGUGUUAUGGAUGACUUAUAUGAGGUCCUAGAUGCUUCCUGCCAAAAAGAAGAAUCUACAGAAAGCAAGGUGUUGGUUAGAUUUUUGCCCAAAUUUGUACAGGAGAGUGCUAUUUCUAAGGCCUUUGAUGAAUGUGGAUGUAUCACGAAGAUACAACUACUUCCGUUAAUUGAAGGAAGCAUUUUCAGAGAUGCGUAUGUGCAUUUUGAGACUAAGGAAGGAUUGCAUAAAGCUCUCAGGAAAAACGGAGUUGCUAUAGAGGGUAUUGUUGUCGCUGUGGAAGCAACUUCUUUAGAAAAUGUGCCUAAUACGAUUCCCAUUCCUAGUCUGAUUGGUGAUCCUGAAGUUCCUCUCGUGUUAGUAAAAAAUCCCACACACACAGUGAUGAUCAAACAGUUGAGCCAUGAUAUAAGCUCACAUCAGCUGAAAGAAGCUCUUUCCUUCUGCGGGAGUAGCAUAUCCAGCAUUUUCUUGGGUUCAUCAAGCACUGUUGUUUAUGUGGAGUUUGAGACAGAAGAUGCCAAAGAGAGAGCUAUUGCAGCAUAUGCCAUAAAUGUUCAAGGAAAGCAGCUAUUGAUCUUCAGAAUUGAUGUGCCAAGAACAACAGUAAUAAGGAUAACAAGUGUUGAUGAUACACUAUUUUCUACUAAAAUGUUGGUCAGCAAAAUCCUGUCAAUUUGUGGUUCUUAUGGGGAGGUGGGCAGAAGCAAGUUGAGAAGCAUGGGUGUUCUGGAUGUGUAUUUCAAGCUUGCUGAAUGGCCAAAUAUGUUGAGUAUUCUCAACAGGUUGAAUGGAACGGCAGUUUAUGGCCAACGAUUGAUUGCUCAACCUGCACCUAUUUUUCCUCCGGCGAUCCUUCAUGUUCUUUGGAGUAAGCCAGAUGAAAGAAUAUAUGUCAAAUCUGUUCUGCGCAGAUUGUUGCAGAACAAUGAACUACCUGUUGAUCUCAGUGAUCUUGCUACAAAAUACCAUGGUGAUAAAUAUCUUGUAUGACUUUCCUUUCAUUUUUCACCCUCUGCAGCCCCAAUUGAUAGUUAAAUUCAGUAGAGUAGCUAACUCUGAAGCCGUAGAUUGUGUCCUAUUUUAUGCUUUCCGUAACAAAGAACAGUGCAUCAGAGUCCCAGAUACUAAGCAAUACAGUUAUCUUUUCCUUAAGUCCAUACAGUUU